UAUCAGUUAUGGCGGCUACCCCAACGCAUUAUGCUAAGGUAUAUAUAUAUAAGCCACCGGAGCUGUUGAGUAUAGCGUUUGGAGGCGCCUAGUAUAUCUUAAAUAAACGCCGGGCUUAGCUAUGUUGUUACAUCGCGCUCCCCGCACUUUCGUGAACGUUUUGCUUUCUACAAUAAGAAUGCGGACGUAUCCCGAAACGAUCAUCGCUCCGCUACGGUGACAUCGAGAAGGAGGAAAAAUAAUUCAGAACACCAAUUACCCGGCCAGGCUCGCCAUGAUAUUAUCCCGAGGUGAAGGAUAGGGGCUAGCUGUAUGUAUAUAUCAUGAGGCAAGGCGAAGGAAGGAUCGGCGUAGUUUGAAUGGAUAGAUAGACGAUUAGCUGCGUUACCAUUCAACUAGACAAGUUAAACGACGACAAUAUGAAGCCAUCUACUCUGCUAUGGACCUGUGCGGCAUCCAGCGUCUUGGGCGCGUCUUGGAUCGCACCAGGCGCUGUGUGGUAUGACACGGAUGGGAACAAGAUCGAUGCCCACGGCGGCGGCGUCGUUCAACGUGGUGAUACCUUCUACUGGGUCGGCCAAGCUGCUAGCAACCAAACGCCGAUGUUGUACUCGUCUACCGACCUCAUCAACUGGAAGAACCUUGGGAAGCAGGCAAGCUCCAUUACUGGCAUGUGGCGACCCAAGAUAGCGAAGCCAAACGGGUCGUAUUGGUUGUUCGGGCAGCAGGACCGUUACGUCCUAUCACUCAAGUCGUCGGCCUUCGUUGGUGGUUACGGCCAAUCGGCCAAGGUUCACAUUCCGCCAAAUGACUAUUCCUACUCGGACACCGGAAUGUUCUAUGACGAGGACGCAGACACCUAUUACCUCCUCACUAGUGCUGACCACAACAUCGUUCAGGUCAACAAAAUCAACAGUGACGGCACACUAGGUAGCAUGGUUUCGGAUCUCAGGGGUGGAGCGUACGAGGCACCCGGAAUCGUAAAGGCCGACGGGGUCUACUACCUCAUCGUCUCGGGGAAAACUGGAUGGAGAUCCAACCCGAACAAAGCCUUCUGGUCGACAUCGAUUAAUGGCCCAUGGCAGGGAGGAUCAGAUAUCGCGCCGCAGGCCCAGAAUACUUAUGGCUCGCAGAACACUCACGAGCUGACGGUGAAGGGCUCACAAAAGACCACGCACAUUUACAUGGGCGAUGCAUGGGACUCGAAGGGCGGCGCCAGCUCGAACUAUGUAUGGGCACCCAUGAAUAUCAACUCUGGGUCACACUCUGUUCAGAUCGAUUACCACGAGAUGUGGAAACUCGACCCAAAGACCGGCGUAGUUUCCUACCCCACAACGAAAAAACGCUACGAGGCCGAGCAUGCGGUUUUGUCAGGCAAGACAGUGGUGAGGGACUGCAGCGACUGCGUGAGCAAGCGGGCUGUGCACGGAGUCAGCGACACAAGCGACGUGACUUUCCAGAACGUGACUGGCACUGGAUCUCGCCAGUGGCUUUCGUUCCACUACCGAGUGAACAACCCAGAAGCUGGAGAGGCCCAUAUAUUCGUCAAUGACGAGCCGGCUAUCAACAUCUCGAGCCUGAACUCUCGUGCUGGUUACCACACCUCCACUCCGAUCCAGCUAACUCUGAAGCGUGGCGACGCAAACACCAUCAGCUUUGGCGCUACAGGAAGCGAUGGAUUCGAAGUUGCUGUAGAUGGUAUUGAACUUUUUGAGGAUGACGAUGAAUAGGUACCUUAGGUAGGUUACUUCCAAGUUGUGUGGUGUAUAUAAGCCAUCAUAAGUUUGAAAAGAUGCAGAAAGUGUAGAUUGAUAAUGAAUGAUGAAAGUGAUCUUUUGCUUUUUG
Molecule: messenger RNA, 1845 nt
Organism: Hypoxylon fragiforme
Lineage: Eukaryota; Fungi; Ascomycota; Sordariomycetes; Xylariales; Hypoxylaceae
Product: carbohydrate-binding module family 35 protein
Exons: 10
Coding region: 420-1730 (436 amino acids)
Biological process (GO): carbohydrate metabolic process
Molecular function (GO): hydrolase activity, hydrolyzing O-glycosyl compounds
Source: RefSeq, a predicted model, not a curated record